This is a messenger RNA of Prorocentrum cordatum, 252 nucleotides long. NCBI's taxonomy places the organism in Eukaryota, Dinophyceae, Prorocentrales, Prorocentraceae. The record is from the annotation of a GenBank genome assembly.
CCGGCCCGAGCGGGCCCCGGCCUCGGUGCCGGCGGCCCUCCCCGGCGGGCGCGUCGUGCGGCUUGCGCCCCCCGCCAGCCCACUCCGAGGGGCGUGGCCAUGCUGCUGCUCUCGAGGGCCGCCCGGGCCCGCGUGGCGGCCCCCGCCGCCCCGCUGCGGGCGGCCACCAGCGGCCUGCGGAGGGUCCGCCCGGCCGCUUCGCCCGCCAGGGCCCGCGCCGUGCGGCGAAGCGGCUGCCCGAGGGGCCUGGGC